UAAAAAAAAAAAAAUAUGUAUGUGGAUUUCAAAAUUUUCCCGAUCUUAAUUACUUUUCGUCACAGAAAUAUGUAUUAUUUCCCGCAAUAAUUUGUGUACUUUCCAAUUAUAUUACAUCUUCGAUGUAAACCUGUAAAAUAAUUCGAUUAUUAGUAGAGGACUAAUUUAAUUUAAUAAAAAAUAGAUUAACGAAAGUCCGAAACUUGCAAAAUCUUCUAUCUGCUGGAUCGAGAAGAGUGUUUAAACUUUGGAGCUCUCUCUUUAAGUCUCUCGCAUUCGAUUCGAAUCCCACCUUUGAUUUUGUUCCCGUUAGCUGCCGAAGCUUGUCUCCGUCGGUGAGUUUUGCAAUGGGGAAAGUUGCUUCUCUCUGGUAAGCACUCUACUUCCCUUAACCGGAUUGGUUUACUCUCACCCAGUGUCGUCUGUUGCAUUCUACUGCGCUCAAUUGAACCCAAUCGAUAAGCUUUAGGGUUUCGCUUGUGGAACGGUGCCAAAGUAGAGAACUUUGUGUGAAUUGAGCUGCUUUUUCCCUCGAGAAAUGGUUCUACAUGUUAUGUUGGGUGAACUUGUAAGUUUGAAUAUGAGCAAUGGAGUUGGGGAAGGUGGAAGAAGUCAGAGCAGAGAAUCUCACGGCAAGAGAGAGCUUUUUCAAGGCAAUGAUUUCGCUUACGUCUUAGCGAGAAUGGCUGUGGCUCAGAUUUGCGAGAAUGUAGAGGUUAAUGUGUCUCAGAAGGGGGUUAGGUUUAGUGCUUUUCAAGAAUCUGCUCUUGAUACGCUAACCGGCGUAGCGGUUCAGUAUAUCCAGAGCAUUGGGAAGUCUGCUCAGUUUUAUGCUAACGUGGCCGGUAGAGUAGAGGGUAACUCUCUGGAUAUUGUUCAGGCAUUAACGGAUUUGGGAUCUGGUUCUGGUGUUUCAGACGUUGAGUGUUGUCUUGGUGAUUCUGGUAUAGUCAAGGAUGUUAUUCGUUAUACAGGAGAAGCGGAGGAGGUGCCGUUUGUUUAUGCUCUUCCCCGUUUCCCGAUUAAUAAAGAGAAAAGAGGUGCUCCUAGUUUCUCUGAGGUUGGAGCAGAACCUCCAUAUGAACACAUCCCUGUUUGGCUUCCUGCAUUUCCCGAAACUAAUGUAGGCACAAUCGAAGGAAAUGGGCCAUCUUUACCGAGUAUACAGCAUUCUUUCAAUGGUGGUGGGUUAGAAGUACUUAAAUCUCCAAAGAGUGCUCGAAAUUCAACACAAGGAGAAGAAGAAAUGGAAGGUAAUCCGUUUCUUGCCGCACCUCUUCGGUUUGUAGAGAAUGAAGUGUCACCUGUGGUCCGCCUUCUGGAGCUUUCAAAUGAAGUUGUUGGCAUCAGUCACGUUUCUGAUAAGCAUACAAGCAACAACAACAGUCACAUCCCAGUUCUUGAGGCAUCUACUCCAUGUGAUGAUAUCAACAACAAGAACAAAUUAUCUGAAUCAGAGGAUGGAAAGAAGAAAGGUGGUGCAAGACCACAGCAAACUUUGUUGUGUUUCAAGAUUGGGACUUUAAAGAGACCUUCGUGUUUGGCAAUAAAGGGGAGCGUCCAGGGACGUCGGUGGUUUCAAGAAGGUGAAGUCAAGAGGGAGAAGAAGUCAGAAACCGAAGAAAAUGGUGAAAGAUUUGACUUGGCAAAUCUCGGCCCAGAUGUUGUUAUAUAGGUAUUGUCAGAUGCUUUUAGCAUCCUGAGAAUAAAAAGAUGAUUGCUUGGCCUUUAA
This is a messenger RNA of Brassica rapa (field mustard), 1732 nucleotides long. RefSeq lists its product as uncharacterized. Gene Ontology annotation, cellular component: transcription factor TFIID complex. The record is from RefSeq and is a predicted model, not a curated record. Gene Ontology annotation, molecular function: protein heterodimerization activity. NCBI's taxonomy places the organism in Eukaryota, Viridiplantae, Streptophyta, Magnoliopsida, Brassicales, Brassicaceae.